Messenger RNA from Caenorhabditis angaria, 5788 nucleotides. Lineage: Eukaryota; Metazoa; Nematoda; Chromadorea; Rhabditida; Rhabditidae. The record is from the annotation of a GenBank genome assembly.
AUGUCGGGUGGUGGAGUGGGAGGAUCGAAUUGUAACUUGGCGGCGAAUUCAACAACAUCAACUAAUCUUCCGAAACAGUUGAUGAUUGUUUUGCAAAAUGGAUCACAUAAGGUAGAAUUUAUUUGUCAGAUGUCUGAAAUUAUUCACUUUGGAAUAAUUAAACUUCAUGGUUUUACGUAUGAGCUCAAAAAAUAAAAGAAAAAAUACUCUGCCCAGAAAAUCGGACCCAACUACUUUGCUCCCAUAUUCAUUAAAAAUAUUUUUUUUCUAGGUUCUGUCACUUGGUGCUGAUGUUUUACCCGAAUAUAAAUUACAACCAACCCGAAUACAUCACUGCACAAUUGUACAUUAUAGUCCAUUCAAAGCAGUUUGGGAUUGGAUAAUUUUAUUACUUGUAAUAUACACAGCAAUUUUCACACCAUAUGUUGCAGCUUUUUUACUCCCAGAGGUUGGUUUUUAUUUAUAAUUGAUCAUCAAAAAAAUGUUGAUUUCAGAUUCAAAAAUCUUUCCGGACAACAAAAUUUGCUGAUCCACUUGAAAUCGUCGAUCUAAUAGUUGAUAUAAUGUUUAUUGUUGAUAUUAUUAUAAAUUUUAGAACAACUUAUGUCAAUGAAAAUGAUGAGGUAUGUUUUUUUGGAAUUAAGGAAGGGGCUACUGUAGAAUCUGAAAAAAUCUGAAAUCCAAAAAAAAUGUAAAAGGUGAAUUGGUUUUUCGAUGAAAUCUGGAUACUGUAAUUUUGAAUUUUUGAAGACUCAUAGAACAAUUUAUACGAAUACGAAUCUUAAAGCUACGAAUCUUGAAAAAUUAAAAAUUUCUCAUCAGAAUUCUGGUACAAACUUCCAGUUUGAGAAUUAGAAUCAGAAAUUUUGAGGGCCUUCGAAUUUCAGAUGUUUUUCUAACAAUGCUUUCUCCCAAUUAUUAUUUUCAGGUCGUCUCACAUCCUGGAAAAAUCGCCAACCACUAUUUCAAAGGAUGGUUUAUAAUUGAUAUGAUUGCUGCUGUUCCAUUUGAUUUGCUUCUUGUUAACCCGAAUAAUGAGGAGGUUGGUUGACUAUUCCAAACUCACCUGAAACCCCGCCAUUUUUGCAGACAACAACAUUAAUCGGGUUACUAAAAACUGCUCGUCUUUUACGAUUAGUACGGGUCGCCAGAAAAUUGGAUAGGUAUUCUGAAUAUGGUGCAGCCGUUUUAUUACUUCUUAUGGCUACAUUUGCAUUAAUAGCACAUUGGUUAGCGUGUAUUUGGUAUGCAAUUGGACAUGCUGAAUUAACGCAAGGUGUUGGUGAGGGAGUAAAAGAUCUCAGAGAAUAUACGUGGUUAUAUCAAUUAAGUAUGUUGUUUUUCUUGAAUGUCAAAAUUUUGAAUUCAUGUAUUUACAGGUAAACAAUUAGCUGUCCCGUAUAGUGUAGUGAAUGGUACUGAUCCUGCAAAUAAAUCGAUUGUAAUACAAGGUCCAUCAUUGCGAAGUCGAUAUGUUACAUCUCUUUAUUUUACACUCUCAACUAUCACAUCUAUAGGUAUGUUUUUUUUUUAAAUAUUUUUGUUGGAGUUAUGAUAAUUCAAAAUUAGUUUUAAAUGAGUCUCAUAUUUUUUCAAAAGUUUUAUCAUAUUUUUUACAAAAAAUAUCCAAUUUCUUUUAAAUAAAUUAUUUUUCUUACAGGUUUUGGUAAUGUAUCAGCAAAUACAGAUUCCGAAAAAAUAUUCACAAUUAUAAUGAUGAUAUUAGGUUCAUUAAUGUAUGCCUCAGUUUUUGGAAAUGUGUCAGCAAUAAUUCAACGAUUAUAUUCUGGAACAGCUCGAUAUCACACAGAAAUGUCAAGACUACGCGAAUUUAUUCGAUUUCAUCAGAUUCCGAAUCCAUUGCGACAACGAUUAGAAGAAUAUUUUCAACAUGCUUGGUCUUAUACAAAUGGAAUUGAUAUGAAUCUUGUGCUAAAAGGGUUUCCCGAUUGUUUACAAGCUGAUAUUUGUUUGCAUUUGAAUCGGAAUUUGUUGAGUGGAUGUGCUGCAUUUGCUGGAAGUUCACCUGGUUGUUUAAGAGCGUUGAGUAUGAGGUAUGCUUUUUUGGAAAGAUUUUUAUUAAUUUGUUUUUUUCAGAUUUCGUACAACACAUUCUCCACCUGGUGACACUUUAGUUCAUCGAGGCGAUAUUUUGACGGGCUUGUAUUUUAUAGCACGUGGAAGUGUAGAAAUUCUCAAUGAUGAUAAUACGGUUAUGGGUAUUUUAGGUUAGUUUUUGGGAGAGUUUUGGAAGGUCAUGGAUGAUUUUUAUAUUUUAGUGUGGUUGUAGGCGCGGCUACUACAAAACUAGAUUCUCUAGGCGCUGAUCCUUGAAAAUUGAACUUUCUGGACAGGGGAAAUUUGGUAUAGUAGCUCUCAAGGCGCUGAUCCUUGUCAUAGUGAAUCUAUAGAUGCUGCUCCUACACAAUCAGGUUCUCUAGGCGUGGCUUCCUAAGAACUGGGGUCUCUAGGCUCGGUUACUUAACAACUAGCAUUUCUAGACUCGGCUACUUGUCAUAUAAGCUCUCAAGGCGCGGCUCUGAUGAUCUUCAAAGAUUAAAAUUGAAUCUUCAGAGUGCAAUCUUAUCUUUUGGAACCACAGUCUUAGUUGCGCAGGAAAAUACAGUACUCAAAUAGUUUGCGUUAACAACAGAGGUUUUGCCACGUCAUAAUCAAUACCAUUUUCAGGAAAAGACGAUAUUUUCGGAGAGAAUCCACUAUUAUAUGAUGAAGUUGGAAAAUCAUCUUGUAAUGUUCGCGCAUUGACAUACUGUGAUCUACAUAAAAUUAUGCGAGAUGAAUUGUUGGAUGUUUUGGACAUGUAUCCUGAAUUCGCCGAAACAUUUUGCAAAAACUUGACGAUCACUUAUAAUUUACGAGAUGAUGCACAAAGUUUGAGAAAACGAUUUGAUCGACACAAAUUGCUUCGAAUGUCAUCUUCGUUGAACAAAGAAAGACCUCCAGUUGAUGGUGGGUUUUUUUGGAUUUUGAAUUUUUAAGUUUGAAAAAAUCAUGAAGUGUUUUGGAAUGCACAUAUCUAUUUUUGAGUGUUUUUUCUCUAUUUUCCCCCGAAUGAUUAUCCCGUUUUUUCGUAGGUUGUGAUUCUCUUCAACAACAAUCGCAGACGAUUCGAAGAAGUGCUGAUUCUGUGUCGAGAUGUGAUUCAAUGCCAAUCGAUCGGAGACAAUCUGCAGGAUCAAGAAGUAAGAAUUAAUCCAUUUUCUCCCAUAAUUUUUCAACUAACCCUCGCGUUUUUGAAUGUCGUUCCAUUGAUAUUUCAUAUGCUUUGCUCACUAACAAAUCAUCUGCCUAUUCAGGUUCAUCGCGUUGUUCACCUCCACAUGCAACACUUACCGCAACUCGUUCCGAAGCCACUCCACUUCUUCGACGAGCUCCUCCAAUGACUAAUGGUUUAUGUGAUAAUGAUGAUAAUGAUGCACUUUUUGAUGAUAUUCGAGCAUUUGCACGUGGAAAUACUGUUACAAUUGCAUCACCGCCACAUUCACAACCAUUCUCUUUUAAAGAUAUUCCACCAAUUGGUAAGAAAACACAAAUUUGCAGUGACUUAUGAAAAUGCAUGUCUAUUUUUAAUAAUAUUAAAAAGAAUAUUUAAGUAAAAAUUUAAUAAAAAAUGGAUAAUUUUGUAGAUCGUUCUGUAGAUGAUUAUGAAGAAAGAAAAACAAGCAUGUUUUUGAGGAGGCUCGAAUCACUUGAAAGGUAAGCAUUUUUUCACGAAAAAAAAAUUUUAAAGAAAAUUUUUAACGAAUUUGUGUAUAUUUUUGUAUAGAAAAUGAAUAACAUUAAAAAAAAACAACUUGAAUAAUAUAAAAAUCAAGGGAAAUCAAGGCGAAAAACAUAUAAUCAUAGUAUUUUGGUGCUUGGGGAAAUUUUUUCGAGGUUUUUCUUUUUGCAAUCUCUAUUCUCGAGGAUUUGCUAUCUUUUGCAGCAAAGAUCUUUGAAUUUGGUUGAGUAUGAACGAUUUUAGCAUUUUUGGUGAAAAAACGAAAAACGGUUUUGGGGUUGAGAAAAAUUCACAAAAUUUGUGUUGUCUGGCGUUCUCUCUUACGAGUUUCUAUCUCUCAUUUUUCUCUCCUUCUCCUCGUCUCUUCUAGAUGCAACACUCUCUCGUUUAUUUUUUUCAAUUCGGUUUUUUUUUAAUGAAAUCAGGAAAAAUCGCAGUUUUGAUCGAGAGCAUUAUAUAUGAGAAGAUAGAGAAAGACAAGGCAAAAGCAGAAAAAUAAAAUUCGGACUACGAAAAUGAGGAAAUCGAGGCGAAAAACCUGUAAUCAUAGUUUUUUGGUGUUUGGUGAAAAGUUUUCGAGGUUUUUCUUUUUGCAAUCUCUAUUCUCGAGGAUUUUCUAUCUUUUGCCGCAAAGAUCUUUGAAUUUGGUUGAGUAUGAACGAUUUUAGCAUUUUUGGUGAAAAAACGAAAAAUGUUUUUGGGGUUGAGAAAAAUUCACAAAAUUCGUGUUGUCUGACGUUCUCUCUUACGAGUUUCUAUCUCUCAUUUUUCUCUCCUUCUCUCUCGUCUCUUCUAGACGCAACACUAUCUCGUUUAUUUUUUCGAUUCGGUUUUUUUCGUGGAAUCAGGAAAUUUUGCGAUUUUCACCGAGAACAUCGUAUAUGAGAAGAUAGAGAAAGACAAGGCAAAGAUAGAAAAAUGAAAAUUGGAUUGUAAAGUCCGUAUUUCCUGAAUCAAAAUUCGAGAAAUUUCUUUAGUGAUUACCAAAAAGUAUUAUCACUCUAUAAAUGUUUCCCCUCUUUUCAAUAUCGUUUUUUUCAGCCAAAUCGAACGAAUGCAGAACAAAUUCAACACAGAUAUCGAAUUAUUGAUUCGAUUAGUCAAAGAUCAAUCAAUCAAGAAUGGACCAAAUGGUGACGGAGGUAGGAAUUCGAAAAACUAGACAAGAAACAGAAAAAUGUUCGAAUUCGCAAUCAGGUUGGUUAUUUUGUAUAAUAAAUAUAGAAAAUACUUAUAUAAUCAAAUAUCACCAUGCACAUUUCAUUUAUUUCACCAUUUCCACCCUUCUUUUUUCCUUCUCAAUCCAUAUGGUUUUUUUCUAUAUAUAGUUUUGAAUAUAUAUAUUGUUUUUGCCGUGAACGCAACCAAUAGCAGAAAAAAAGAACAUUGAUUGAUAAGUUUGAGAUUGUGUGCGUGUUGAUAUUUAAUUAUUGUAUUUGAUAUUUAUAUUUUUAUACGAAAUAACCAAUUUUGGUAGCAAAAAUUGGAAUGUUUUUCUUGUUUCGUGUUGUCGUUGAUUUUUCCUCUCACAAUAUUUAGAUAGGCAAAAUAUUUUUGUGAUAAAAUAUCAUGGGUUUUUUGGGAGUUUCAAAGAGUUUAUUGAGUUUUUCAAUGACAAAAAACUAUCAUUAUUUCUGAAAAUGAUCUUUGAUAGUUCAAAAAUAAGUCACGUUUAAAAAUUUUUGAUUUGAUAUUUAAUUGUCAUUAAAUUUUUAUUAAAAAGUAUCUCUUCCAAAUUUUCAGACGUUUUAUUGCAGAUUCACGUUUUCCCUUCACCAUUUUUAUCUCAAAACAUACCAAUAAUUUUCGAUAUUUUUCUCAGAUUCUUCACCAUCAUCUUCAUCAUCUCCACCACAUAUCCAAUCUUCAAUUCGUCAUCGAAAUCCAAUUCCAAACUCAAACUUCAUCUCAUCCGCUGCUGGAAUUCGUUUACCAAAUGGCGGUGGGAAUGGAAAUAGUGGAGGAGUAUUUGAUGAAAUGCGAGUAUCAAGAUUAUCAUCACAUGAUCCGCCAACUCCAACACAAGAAACUGAUACGAUUUUAUAA